CCUGGCGGAGCGCCUGGCGGAGCACCCGGGGGCGCGCCUGGAAUGCCUGGCAUGCCGAUGACAGGUGGUAUGGCUGGCUGCCCCAGCUGCCCAAGCUGCCCGGGCAUGGGGUGCAUGAACGGCGCGCGGCCCAACGGUCCCAAUGGCGGGAUGGGGAUGAUGCCUGGAAUGCCCAGCAUGCCAGGUAUGCCAGGGAUGAUGCCGUGCAUGGGCGGCAUGGGUGGCAAUAUGCCUGGCAACACCAUGCCUAUGGGCGGGAUGCCAGGCAUGAUGGGUGGCAUGAACACUAUGAUGAACCCCAUGAUGUUCAUGAUGAUGCAGCAGAUGCAGCAGCAGAUGCAGAAACAGGGCGCUGCUGGUGCUGCAGGCGCUGGCUCCAGUAGCAAGGCCGAGAGCCGGCCAGAUCCAGGGAGGCCCACAUUUGAACCGGAUGAUGAUGAUGCCAUUGACCCUGAUGUGCAGGAACUCUGCGAUUAUUUCAACAUCGAGGAUCGAUGGAUCAAGAGACUCAAUGAGACCAUGAAGAAGCGUCAAGACACGAAAGCAGAAGAUCUGGAAAAACUCUACGAGACCUUAGAGCGCGCGCGGUCCCCCACGGGCCUUCUCACAGUGAAGAUUGGCGAGAUGGAAAGCGGCCGCUUCAUUGGCAAGGUGAAGCCGGACAAGGAAGUGGAGCGCCUGGCGCGGAAGUUUCGUUUGGACGACCCGGUGGCCUCGCGCUUCACAGAGCUGAUCCACCGGCGGAAGAAGGAUGGAGAGAUUGAUCGCAUGCACAAGGAUCUGAACACCAUCGAGCAACACCUACGACAUUGCAAGCGAGCCAAUGCCCUCGCCACCCUUUUGGUGGGAAAACUCUUGGAGGGCGAAGUGGACGAGCUUCCAGAUCUCACGGAGGCGGAACAGGUCAUGGAAAAGUACCGCUUGGACGAGGAUGCCAAGUCCAAACUGCGCGAGAUCAUCGAAAAACGCGCGGAGGACAAGGAUCAAAUCCUGGUGCGAGUGCGAAAACACCUGGACAAUUGCACCAACCCUUCGUCGAUGCUGUGCAAGAUCGCACGUCCGCUGAUUGACAAUGAGAACCUUCCAGAUCCACCAGAGCGUCCACAGGGCAAAGGUGAGAAAGGAGGUGGUAAGGGAAAAGAUAGAGACCGAGGAGACACCCGGCAGGACCGUGGCGACCGUGGCCACGACCGCGGCCACGACCGCGGCGACCGCGGCACCGCGGCGACCGGGACCGGGGGCCGCCGCUCGCGUGCGCGCUCGCGCGCGCGUCGCUCGCGGUCGCGGCGCCGGAGUCGUUCGCGACGGCGGAGCCACAGCCGGAAGCGAAGUGCUGACAGAGACAAAGAGAAAGAGAAGGAAAAAGAGAAGGAAAAAGAGCCGGAACAAGAGGAAAACAUGGAAAAGGAAAAGCAGGAGUGAACAUGGCGAACUGCAUGGCGGACCGGACCUGGGGCCGAUCCAUCGUCCGGGGAGUACAAGUUCGC
This is a messenger RNA of Cladocopium goreaui, 1487 nucleotides long. The record is from the annotation of a GenBank genome assembly. NCBI's taxonomy places the organism in Eukaryota, Dinophyceae, Suessiales, Symbiodiniaceae.